This is a messenger RNA of Hippopotamus amphibius kiboko, 1988 nucleotides long. It is a transcript of the gene NUP62CL, whose product is annotated as nucleoporin 62 C-terminal like. Gene Ontology annotation, cellular component: nuclear pore; nuclear pore central transport channel. Bases 270 to 1175 code for a protein of 301 amino acids. Gene Ontology annotation, biological process: RNA export from nucleus; protein import into nucleus. The transcript has 11 exons. Lineage: Eukaryota; Metazoa; Chordata; Mammalia; Artiodactyla; Hippopotamidae. The record is from RefSeq and is a predicted model, not a curated record. Gene Ontology annotation, molecular function: phospholipid binding; structural constituent of nuclear pore.
GUCGACCCCUUUGAAGCCUGGGUCUCAGCGUUGCUCCAGCGGAGACGCGCGCACUGCGGAGGCCUCUCUGGCCGCUCCGCAGUUUUGGCUGCCUUCCGAUUUACUUCGGGGCGCCGCCACCAGGUUCUCUGACCUUGGACAAGUUACUCUAACCUCUCAAUGCUUGGUUUGCUCAUCAACAAGUACUCAGCGUUCUACCUCAUAGGGUUGUUGUGAGGAUUAGGUUGGCUCCAGCAUCUACUGUUGCUGCUACUACUAGUGCAAGCACCAUGCUGUUUACCUCAUUUUCAAACACUUCUGCUUCCACUACUGCUACCGGGUUCUCAUUUGGUGCCCCUUCGGUUGGAAUACUUGGUGGUACAACUUUGGGAUUUGGAUUAAAAUUCCAUGGAGCAGGUGGAGCAGCUGCUGUUGCAUCUACUACAGCGUCAACCACCACCACCACCACUGUAACUACCGCCACGACCACCACCACUACCACCAGUAGCUUUACCUUGAAUCUAAAACCACUGACAUCAACUGUUCCAGUCGGCAGUACUUUUAUACCUUUUACUUCGACUGUUAAUGCAAUCAUAACUCCUGUGAUGACAUAUGGUCAGCUGGAUGGUCUGGUAAACAAAUGGAACCUUGAGUUGGAGGAUCAAGAGAAACACUUUCUUCACCAGGCCACCCAGGUCAAUGCUUGGGACCAUACAUUGAUUGAGAAUGGUGAGAAGAUUACUGCUUUACAUGGAGAAGUGGAAAAAGUGAAACUGGAUCAGAAAAGGCUAGAACAAGAAUUGGAUUUUAUCCUGUCACAGCAGAAAGAACUAGAAGAUCUCUUGACCUCUUUAGAGGAGUAUGUAAAGGACCAGAGUAGGUCUGUUUAUGCACAGUAUGCAGAUGAGGAGCGUGAGAAGACUUACAAGUUAGCAGAAAAUGUAGAUGCUCAGCUGAAACGAAUGGCUCAAGAUCUCAAGGACGUUAUUGAUUACCUGAAUACAUUUGAAAGUCCUGCUGACACUACUGACCCGCUCCAGCAGAUCUGUAAAAUUCUGAAUGCUCAUAUGAACUCUCUGCAGUGGAUUAAUCAGACUUCAGGCAUGCUGCAAAGGAAGGUGGAAGAGGUAACACAAGUUUUUGAGCAUCGUCGUCGUAGGGAGCAGGAACGCAAUAGCAGGAUUGCUUUCGAUUGAAUGACCCUAUCAUCAGCAUGUUGUUUUUUGGAUUAUACAUUACCUACACAUUUUGAUGGCAUUUGUUAGAGUAGUAUUAACAAUUAGUAUUCAAUCUUUGGUGGCAAUAAAAGAUGCAUGCAUUUUUUCCCACUUAAAUAUUGUGCUGCUGGGAAUGAUACUGUAAUUUGGUUUUUAGUAUUAGCAAAUCAAAACUAUAUCAGCUCUUCUGUCUAGGCAGCAACGUAUUUCAUGUUGACUCUGUGUGUGUAAUUCAUGGCUUACCCUCCUAGAUUCCAUAUCUUACUGCCAGCAUACAUUGUUCACUUCAGCCAGAUCAUAGAGAAAUGUUUGCCAAAAUAUAGAUGCCAACCAGUCCUUACUGGAUGCCUGUUAACACUCAAUGUAUAGUGUUAGCUACUGUAAAGUCUCGCUCCUCAAAAGAACUUACUGUCUACUUUGAGAUAUAAUUAAUGCCUGUCUGUAUAAAACAGCAGUAUAGACAAUGCAAGGAAUUGUGUUACAGAUUACAGAGAGGAUGCUAUAGAAAUUCAGAGAAGGGAGGAAAAGUUAGGAUGGAUUUGAGACUUGAUUUAGGUUAGUUUUAAAAGGGUUUGAUUCAGGCAAUUCAUUUAUUUUUGAUGCACAGAUAAUCUGGUGUUUUACUUGGUUUUAGCAUAUGAUUUAUAGUUCUGGGUUUUGUGUAUUUGUUUAUUUGUUUUUCAAGAGAAAGCUUUGUUCUUAGCUUGGGAACAGUCUGAUUUCUUGUGUUUCAUGUUUUACCUAAGUCAUAAAUAAAGGCGAUGCUCUGAAAAAUAAAGUUAUAACGCUAAA